Molecule: messenger RNA, 4990 nt
Organism: Drosophila elegans
Lineage: Eukaryota; Metazoa; Arthropoda; Insecta; Diptera; Drosophilidae
Gene: syd
Product: JNK-interacting protein 3
Exons: 15
Coding region: 590-4288 (1232 amino acids)
Biological process (GO): vesicle-mediated transport
Cellular component (GO): cytoplasm
Molecular function (GO): signaling receptor complex adaptor activity; JUN kinase binding; kinesin binding
Source: RefSeq, a predicted model, not a curated record
GUCACACUAUCACCCACACAUUCGUCGCUGCUCUGCAAAGUGUACCAAUAUUUAUUGCUAAAAUGCUGUGAAAAUCUAUAAUUUGCUUAAAAUUGAAUGCUUAAUUGCAUGCAACUGAUGGCCGCGUAGGCGUGGGCAGUGAAAUCUGCGUGAAAUUUCGCUGACAAUGCAGCGAAAAACAAACGCGAAAAAAGAUGAAAUCUAGUCAAUCAAAUUUUGUGAAUGAAGGAAAAGAGAAGAGGCGAGGGGCCAAAGCGAAAAACGCAAAUAAAAGUGACACGCAGAAACAAAACAGCUAAAAUGAAAUUUAUUUAAAUAUACUAGAGAUUUUGUCGAAAUAUAUGUAAAUACGAGUGACACAAACAAAUCAUCGAAAAGUCAAGAGUGUGUGUGCGUGUGGGAGUCUCCCUCUCUCUCUCCCUCCGCUUGUUGUUGUUGUGGUGGGGUUGAAAAGGCAUUGCCUGCAUAACGGUUAACGCGUGACGUAGCAGUCAAGUGCACCCCCGUCCCCGCCUUCCUUAACCCUUCAGAUAAGAGUAACCCCCUUUAUAAAGAGAGAGAUCUUCGAUCUGUUUAAACCCCAUUCAUCAUGAUGGACAACGACGACGCCCUGCUCAACAAUGGAGGACCACAGUCCGGAGCAGAAACGGUCUAUGGAACCGAGGACAACAACAUGGUCAUGUCGGAGAAGAACGAGCAGGUUGUCAGCAUCGUCCAACAACUGGCGGGUAGCAUUUAUCAAGAGUUCGAGCGGAUGAUCAAUCGCUACGAUGAGGAUGUGGUAAAGAACCUCAUGCCGCUGCUGGUGAACGUGCUGGAGUGCCUGGAUGCCUCGUAUCGCAUCAAUCAGGAGCAGGAUGUGGAGGUGGAGCUGUUGCGCGAGGACAACGAGCAGUUGGUGACACAAUACGAGCGGGAAAAGAGCGCCCGCAAACAGUCCGAACAGAAGCUUUUGGAGGCUGAAGACUUGGCCGAGCAGGAGAAUAAGGAGCUGGCCACACGUCUGGAGUCGGUGGAGAGCAUUGUGCGAAUGCUGGAGCUGAAGCACAAGAACAGUCUGGAGCAUGCCAGUCGCUUGGAAGAGCGAGAAACAGACCUCAAGAAGGAGUACAACAAGUUGCACGAGCGUUACACGGAGCUGUUCAAGAACCAUGUGGACUACAUGGAACGCACCAAGAUGCUGAUGGGCUCAACGCACUCCCAAAUGAGCACCGCCUCCGAUCGCAUGGAUGUGAGUCGAGCGAGACUUAAUCCGGUGGCCCGGAGUUCGGGACCAGUUUCCUAUGGUUUCGCCUCGCUGGAGAACUCGGUGAUGCUGGACACCGAGACCAUAUGCAGUGUGGGCAGUCAGUCGGAUGAUUCCGGGCCGCCAUCGCUGCAGAACGAGCUAGACAAUCUGGGCGGAACGGUGGAACGCGGCGCUGCCACCGACGCACUGCAGCAGCAACACCAGGCCACCUCGCCCCAAAGUCCCGACAGCAGUCCCGUCGUGCCAAAUGUGCCCACAAAUGUUGGUCGCUCGACCACCAAGAAGGAGCAGCGCUCGGAUAACAAUCUCUACCAAGAGCUGUCCUUCCAGGAUAACGAGGAGAGCGAAGAGAAUGAGAUUGUCACAGGCAGCUGGGUUCAUCCGGGAGAGUAUGCGUCCUCAGCUAACGACAACUAUUUUGGCAUGGGCAAGGAGGUGGAAAAUCUCAUCAUGGAAAAUAAUGAGCUGCUGGCCACCAAAAAUGCACUCAAUAUUGUCAAGGACGACUUGAUUGUGAAAGUGGAUGAGCUCACUGGAGAGGUGGAAAUCGUUCGCGAGGAGCUCAAUGCCAUGCAGCAAUCGAGGACCAAGCUGAGGCAGCGCAUCAGUGAGCUUGAGGAUGAGCUGAAGAAAGCCAAGGAGCAGGUCAAGCAGCAAAACACAGAACAAGAGGAGAACGAUGUGCCGCUGGCUCAGCGAAAGAGAUUCACUCGAGUGGAAAUGGCCAUGGUGCUGAUGGAGCGUAACCAGUACAAGGAGCGCUUAAUGGAGCUGCAGGAGGCAGUGCGUCUCACAGAGAUCCUACGCGCCUCACGCACUGUAGAUAAUUUGGACAGGAAGUCGAAGCAGAGCAUUUGGAAGUACUUUAGUAAUCUUUUUACCCCCUCCAACCGGCCAACGGAACGCGUUGCGGACGGUCUUGGAGGGGGGCCGAUGUUUCGUCACACCGGCGGAGGAAGCCCUGCCCACAGCCACGGAUCGCCCAGUCGAGGAAGUGGAGGUGGCGACCAUCGCCUGGCCCUAACCAGCGGCCAGCCGCCCGUGCAUCCGGCCAGCGCUGGCUUGGCCAAUGCCCUCAUCAUGCCCAAGGACUAUGCCGAGGAGGGUAGCUCCGAGAGGAUUAGUGCACGCAGGAGGGAGCAAUACCGCCAGCUACGCGCUCACGUACAAAAAGAGGAUGGACGACUGCAUGCAUACGGCUGGAGUCUGCCGAUCAACAAGGCCAGCCAGGAGGCGAAUCCGAAUCGUCACUCGGGCGGCGUACCCGUACCGGUCUACUGCAAUCCCCUGGCGGAGGCAUCGCCGCACAUGAAGGUGUUCUGUGCGGCUGGCGUUAAUCUGCACGGCGGCUUCACCAAGAAUGGCCAAUCGCUGAUACCUGCCAACUCACCGUAUGCUCCGAAGUCCACGCUCAAGAUUGCCGAAAUCACCAGUCCGACGGCAGAUCAGAGCAUGGAGGCGUUGGACAGACAGAUGGCACGGGUCAGCCUGGAGACGCUCGAGCCGGAGACGCAGCUCAGUUCGUUCGUGUGGAUAUGCACCAGUACACAUGCCGCGAGUACGGUCAGUGUGGUGGAUGCCAAUCAAUCGGCCACCGUUCUUGAUGCCUUUCCCAUCUGCGCCUCGCAUUUGCUUUGCAUUGCCUCUGUCCAGGGAGCGAUGGAGAGUGACUACGCGCUGCUGGAACAAUCGGAGGUGGUCAAGGCAGGCGAAAUGCUACAGCGACCGGGCGAAGGUGCCGAGCUGCUCGGCAAGGUGGAGUUUGUACGGGUUAAACCAAAGACGGACGAUGAGCAGAAUAGCAAUGCAGCAAGCAAGCAGCAGCAGCAGCAAGAGGAGGAGGAGGCCAAGGAAGCCACGGAGAAGUCCAACGAGCAGCUGCCGGAGUUGGGUGCCGAGGAGCCUUUGGGCAAUGUGGAGGCCAUCAAGAUACGACAGGCACUGCCAGGAGCUCCGCAGCGUCUAUCCACCAAUGGCAACCAGCAGCCAGCAAACAACAACAAUAAUACGUCGAGCGGCAACCUUUUGUUUGCCACCAAAUCGCUCAAUCCCAUACUCGAGACCAAGGAUCGCGAUGAGCCGGCAAUGAGUUCGGUGGGUCCGACGAUGUGGCUGGGCGCCCAGGAUGGCUGGCUGUAUGUGCACAGCAGCGUGGGCAGGUGGCACGAGUGCCUGCAUCGGGUUCUCCUGCCGGACGCUGUGCUGGCGAUUGUGCAUGUGGAGGCGAGGGUCGUUGUGGCGCUGGCCAAUGCCCAGCUGGCCGUGUUCCGCCGCCAGACAGACGGCCAAUGGGAUCUGAAUAGCUAUCACCUGGUGACGCUCGGUGAUCGCAACCAUUCGAUACGUUGCCUCUGUGUGGCCGGCGAGCGCAUUUGGGCGGCGCACCGCAACAAGAUCUUCAUCGUUGACCCCGUAUCGCUCAACAUUGUGCACUCGCUGGACGCGCAUCCGCGCAAGGAGAGCCAGGUGCGCCAAAUGGCGGCCACGGGAGCAGGUGUCUGGGUAUCGAUCAGGCUGGACUCCACGCUGCGGCUGUACAACACGCACACGUUCGAGCACAAACAGGACGUGGACAUUGAGCCGUAUGUAUCGAAGAUGCUGGGCACCGGCAAGCUGGGCUUUAGCUUCGUCCGCAUCACCGCCCUGAUGGUGUCCUGCAACAGGCUGUGGAUUGGCACCAGCAAUGGCGUGAUCAUCUCGGUGCCACUGGCUGAGGUGCAGCCAAAGUCAUCAUCCGAUCCGCAUGGUCAGAUGCCGUUGUGCUGCAUGGCCAAUGCUCAACUCUCCUUCCACGGCCACCGGGAUGCGGUGAAGUUCUUCGUUUCGGUGCCCAUGCUGCAGCAGCCGAACCUGAACGGCGGACUGACCUUCAGCAACAAACGGCCCGAUAUGCUAGUCAUGUGCGGCGGCGAGGGCUACAUCGAUUUUCGCAUAAAUGAUAACGACAUGGAGAACAGUAUUCAACUGGAACCAAAUCAAACGAUCGAAAAUCGAGGCGAUAAGAGUUACUUGAUUGUGUGGCAUGUUAGUCAACGUUAAAACCGAUUAUUUGGUUUAAGUGCAAAUGAUUAUUUAUAAAAGUUAUAUGAAUACAUAUAUAUACAUGUAUAAUCUAAUAAUACGAUACUUGCAGGCUAGCGAAAAGAUUACCUUAAACAUUAGUAUUUAUCUAACCUACCUUAAAAACAACCACGAUGACAAAAUGGGUUCUAUAAAAUAAUUUAGUUAAACAAUUUUCAAAUUUUGGCCGCGAGGCAUACCCAAUUGAUUCUUAUUGCUUCAAUUAAACCAAAAAUAAAACCUGCAAAGUUAUUUGUCAGUGAUAGCCAGCUAAAUAUUUCAUGAUAUAUAUAUAUUUAUAUAUAUAAAUAAUACAUAAUAAGAGUGUAACAAGAUUUAAAUUUGUAAAUUUUAUGCGCUCUGCUGGCAGCAAGUUAUGUAUUUUGCAUAGACACAAAAACACCACAUUUAUAUUUAAUUAUAAAUAUAUUAAAACAUGAUAUAGAAAAGUGCGCCUUUUCAAGGGAAUUUUUGCGUGAUUCUUCGUCCAAAUAUGUAGUAGAAUCUUAAUUUCUUGUAUCAUUAUUUUAUUUUAUUUUAAAGCGCAAUGUUGAGCAAUUUAUGUUUAGUUAUUUUGUUAAAUAAUUUUAAACUUUAGUUGAAAAUUUUCGGACCUUAACUUUGAUUGUUAUUCAUUUGUUUGUAAGCCUUGGUUAGUAAUAAAACAAAACGGAGUAAAAA